This is a messenger RNA of Cladocopium goreaui, 4794 nucleotides long. Lineage: Eukaryota; Dinophyceae; Suessiales; Symbiodiniaceae. The record is from the annotation of a GenBank genome assembly.
AUGUCCGCACUGCAGCGUUCUGUUUUUUUUCCUACUUCCUCAUUCCCGUUUUCCUCCGGACACCAGGGAGUCCCCCAAUGGUUUCCAGGUAUCUUAGCCCACGUGGACCACGGCAAAACCACCUGUGCUGACAACUUGGUGUCCACCAAUGGUCACAUUAGUCGACAUCAAGCAGGGAAGAUCCGCUUCAUGGAUUCACGCCAGGACGAACAGGAGCGGGAAAUCACCAUGAAGUCCAGCUCCAUUGCGCUGCGCUGGUUGAGUCCCAAGAAGGAGAUCUUCCUGGUGAAUCUCAUUGAUUCGCCUGGCCAUGUGGACUUCACCAGUGAGGUCUCCACUGCCGCACGGCUGGCCGACGGUGCCCUGGUGGUGGUGGACUGCGUGGAAGGCGUCGAGGCACAGACGCGCACCGUGCUGCGGCAGGCGUACCGCGAUCGGGUGAAGUCUUGCCUUUUUCUUAACAAGGUUGAUCGACUCAUCUAUGAGUUGAAGUUGUCACCCUUGGAAAUCCAUUUGCGGCUGCUUCGCAUUGUGGAGCAGAUCAAUGCAGCGAAUCAACAACUCUUUUCGGAGGAAGUCAUGGCGGGUGCCGCUGAAGCCUCUGGCAGCCGCCUGCGGAAGGGCUCUGGGGAGAUCUUAGACGCCGUGGAUCUGGCUGAAGAGCUGGAUUUCGACGACGAGGACCGUUGGCGAUACUCUCCAGAGCUGGGGAACGUGGCCUUUGGCUCUGCAGUGCAUGGUUGGGCCUUUCGUUUGGACACAUUUGCGGAAAUGUGGGCCGAGAAGUUGAAAGCGAAGCCCGCCAAUUUGCAGAGAGUCUUAUGGGGCGACUGGACCUACCGACAGAAGGACAAGAAAGCUGUGAAGCGAUCAUCCGAUUCUCAGUCCAAUACGAUGUUCGCCAGUUUGGUCAUGAAACCAAUUUGCGAUUUCUACGACUCGGUCUACAUGGACCUGGAUCGAGAUCGCCUGCAGGGGAUGCGCAAGCAGAUCAAGGCUUGGGACGACAUCGACUUUGACAAGCUCUCGGCAGGCGCCACUGCCACCAAAGAGUUGGCAUCAAGGUGGCUGCCCUUUGCAGAGACUGUGCUGCAGAUGGUCAGCGAGUUGCCGAGUCCCAAGGAUGCUGCACCACAGCGGCUGCCUGUGCUAUGCCCCAAGUGGUUUACGCCCAAGGCGACCACGGCGCCACAGGCGGCCGCGAGGAGUUUGGAAGAAAGCGACCCCAAGGGGCCUGCGGUGGUGUACUUGGCCAAGUUUUUGGCCGCGGAUUUGGAGAACUUGGUGCUCACAGGAGAUACUCCCAAAGGAGAGCAGGAUGUUGACUUUGUUGGCAUUUGCCGGGUCUUUUCGGGCACUCUGAAACCAGGGCUCCAACUCCGUGACACCGGCGCCGGCACCCAGCGGGUGGUUCACUUGGAGCGGAUCUUUCUGUUGAUGGGGCGCUUCUUGCAGGAGGUGAAUGAGGCUCCAGCUGGAUCCAUCGUGGCAUGUGCAAUCAGCUCGAUGGAGGGUUCAGAACUGGGCGUCGAGCGAUGUUUGACCCUUUGCGAAGACUCCGAGGGGCCGUGCUUUGAGACGCCAUACAGCAGCCAGGCCUUCGCCAUCGUUCGUGUGAGCAUCGAGCCCGAAGAUGUCGCGCAUUUGAAGGCGUUGGAACGUGGACUUCGCUUGUUGCACCGAGCUGAUCCUUCGGUCAGUGUAGAGGCCCUGGUCACUGGAGAAAAUGUCCUGGGCUGCUGCGGAGAUGAGCACCUGAAACGUUGCCUCAACGACUUGGAGAAGCUCUACGCUCGGAGCAUCAAACUUUUGGUCACUCCUCCACUGGUGGCUGUGCGAGAGUCCAUUGCCAAGUCGGUGGAACGGGCUGACCUGAAGGCGGCAUCCCUCUUUCUGCCUAUUUGGAUGGCUCAUUUGCACGACGUCUCCACUGAGGCGGGCUCUAUGAUGUCCAUCCAGUCCGCUCCUUCGGAGGAUGACACGGUGACUUCAGACGCUCCGCAACAGACAGAGCGAUGGAACAUGUCCGCCAGCGCCGUGAUGACGGUGUGGACGGCCAACCGCAAAGCCUGCGUGCGACUCAGCGCCAUGGCCUUGCCGGAAGAGGUCUUGUCAUGGAUGGAUCGGCAUGCAGAGGCAUUGGAAAGCGUCGUCCACAGGCAACAGGCCUCCAUCGAACUGGUGGGCAGCUCUGAUGGCAGCCUGCUGGGAUGCCUUUCGGAAGUUGAGGACCAAUUUAGGCAGUUGCAACAGGCUGAGCCCAGCUUCCAGCUGUGCAACGACAACGAGAUCAGCCUUUGUGGCAUGAGCGUAGAUCGCGGUAGUCGAACCUUGCUACUGGAUGGCAGUGGUUCUGGAUGGCGUUUGCGACAUGCCUUUGACACUGCCUUUGGUGCCAGAGCGGAUGAAGGAGGAGUACCAGACUGGAUGCGGCCGCAUAUCUUAGCCGGUUUCCACCAAGCUUCUGCCGCAGGGCCUCUGUGUGAGGAGCCGAUGCGCGGCGUGGCUUUUGUGGUGCAUAGCGCCUCAGGCACCUUCCGAGAAGAAGAGGAUGGCUCUGCUCCAACGGCCAAUCCAUAUGGACCAAUGAGUGGUCAAGUUAUGGUUGCCACCAAGGAUGCUUGUCGCUACUGCCUCUUACGUAAAGGAUUCUCUCGCAUCUCAGAGGCCAUGCUGUCCGUGGAUUUGCAUUGCGAGCAAGAGAUGUUGGGCAAAGUCUAUGCAGUGCUCAGCAAGCGCCGUGCCAAAGUGCAAGGAGAGGUUUUGCGAGAAGGUACUUCUAUCUUCUAUGUCCAUGCCUUCCUGCCCUUAGCCAACUCCUUCGACCUGGCGCGGCAGCUUCGACAGGCGGCCUCCGGUCAUGUGACGUUCCACAUGGCCUUCUCCCAUUGGGAACUGUCGGAGGAAGAUCCUUUCCAAUCGCUUGGGUCGCCAGAAGAUUUGGAAGAGAUGGGCGAUCAACCGCCCCCGCCAAAUACUGCGAGAAAGUUGGUGGAUGAUAUCCGCAAGCGGAAGGGCUUGCCGACCGACGAGAAGGUUGUGAAAGAUGCGACAAAGCAGAGAACGGACGAGACUGAUGGACUCUUGCAACUCAUCUCCGAUAUUAGAGGCGUAAGCCUACAGGCAGACCCUGCGGCCUUAAACGAGGUCAGGGCUUUCCUACUUAGACACGAGGCAGAGAGUGCCAAAAGCGCCACCCACACUGUGCUGGAGAAUUAUCCUGACUGGUGGGUCAGGAGAAGGAGGGCGCCUCCUGGUCUAAGCAUCGAGGGUGCAGAAGCUUUAGAGGAGCUAAAUCGGCACGUUGGCUUCAUGCACUCCUUGGGUGUUCCUAUGACCUUAGCAGAGAGGCGCACAACUCCGUGCUUUCGCUUCUUUCAAGACCUGGAAGCAUGGGGAUCCAGAGAGGCAGCUCCCCUAGCUGCGUCGCUCUUCAGUCCGGACUCUGCCCUCACAAGAUUGAUUGGCGCAGUCGUGGGGGAGGUUUUUCCCAGCCACGGCGGCUUUUUGGAUGUGGCGGUGUACAAUGCCACGGGCCUUUCGCAAACCAAAGGGGUCAGGAAAACCUCCUUGCGAUUGGUGUGGCCUGGCAUACUUAUUGAUGCUGAUCGCGCUGUGCGGGUGCGAGACUUGGUGGUGAGCCGCUUGGUGGCCGCAACAUCAGCAGAGGGAGGAGCACUUGCUGACAUGGAGGCAGAGCUGAAAAAGGCCAAUGGCUCCAACACGUGGCACAGCUUGGUGAGUGAUGCAGCAUACAGCAGCCGCUCCGUGGUACGGAUGCCGCUCUGUGAUCGGGUGGCUCCACUGCCACUGCGAGGCCCAGAGAAGAGGCCUUUGAAUCCUGUGGGUGUGAUGCGCUACAGCUACGGGGACAAGAUGAAGGUUGAGUGGCUUUGCAAAGAGGCUGACCUAGACCCUGCUGAGUGGAUGAAGAUCGGCUGUCUUCGCCAAGAGGGCGAGGUGCAGCUAACCGAUUGGUCCAUGCCAGCAUACCGCAGCCAUGAGCUCAUUCCAUUGAGCGCUGCGCGCGGUUACAGAGUGAAGGUGCGAACCGUUGCUGGAAGCGAUGGUCCCACAGUAGGUGGUGGCCUACGGAUGGCUAGAAAGCAGGUAGCCGAGAGGGCUGGACAACUGCAAGCACUAGAGCGAAGCUUCAGCUGCACUCCUCAGGAGUUUGCAGAGAAGAUGGAGCCACAGCUGGGGAAGGCCGGCAUCGAGCCAGAUGGCUCACAUGUAUGGAAGCAGCCGAGCAGUGAUGCUCGCAUUGUGAUGUAUGGCGAUGACAAAUUGAUCAAGGUCAUUGGUCGUCCAAACCAAGUGAGAUCUUUGGUAAUGAUCGUUGCCCCGCAUACGGAGGCUUCCAAACGAAUUGGAUUGGCCAAUGGUGAUGAGCCUGAUGCCAAUGGUUUUGCAAAUGGGACAAAUGGCUAUCACAAAGAAGAGGCGACUAAGCCCAGUGAAGCCUCAGGACCUGACACCCCAGAGACAGAAAAAGAAAGGCGCCUUGCAUUGCAGAACUUCGACUCGCUUGGCCAAAGUGAACUGGGCUUGAAAGAAGGUGAUGUCGUGUGGGUGCUGUUAGACCCACAGGCAGGGAAUGUUCAGGAUGUCGAUCGCUGGGUCUACGGCAAAAAGGAGUGCGGCCAACAUGGCUGGUUCCCUCUUUCCCACACCAAGCCAGCUGACGAGGUCGAGGGCGAUGCAGUUGAAACAGCUGAGAGGACGCCAAAGAUUGAAACAGCUGAGAGGACGCCAAAGAUUGCGCUGGAGAGCAAGUCACAGUCGCAAGACUGA